Molecule: messenger RNA, 1343 nt
Organism: Arabidopsis lyrata subsp. lyrata
Lineage: Eukaryota; Viridiplantae; Streptophyta; Magnoliopsida; Brassicales; Brassicaceae
Product: cytochrome c-type biogenesis protein CcmE
Exons: 2
Coding region: 317-1090 (257 amino acids)
Biological process (GO): cytochrome complex assembly; protein-heme linkage
Cellular component (GO): plasma membrane
Molecular function (GO): heme binding
Source: RefSeq, a predicted model, not a curated record
UCUGUUUGUGUUACCAGCGAACUUACUCUUUGAAUGUGUGUUUACGCGGUAAGGAUUUGAUCCCACAGAAGAGAAAAUUUUUGGACACUUGCAUUUGCAUCUUUGGAAAACUUUGUGACAGAAGAAAAAAACUUAGCUUUGUGAUUAAACCCUCUAACCUAUACAGAGGUUCUUGACGUGGUCCAUAGUUCAGUGGGGCGGCUUGUGGGUUGUGGCUUCUUCCUCAUUUUUCCAGAAAACCCCAUAAACCUCUUCUCACUUUCUCCGGAAUUUGAUUGAUUCCCACGAGAAAAUUCUCGAGGAAAAAUCAGAAAAAAUGGCGGCUAGAUUGUUGUUCCGUCGAAGUUCUCAAAUCCUACGAUCUAUUCAAAGAAAUCCUCAAAUCUCAUCAUCAUUCGAAUCUCCUUCCCCGAUUUUUUAUUCAUUGACCACCGCUUCACCAGAUCCAUCGCGAUUAUCAUCCUUAACCUUCCUCCGAUCUCUCUCCAUCGCUCGUCGUGGUCCAACGCGUCCUAAGAAGAUCGACAUCGGAGCCAAAGCGCGUCAGAUGCAGAAUCGCCGUUUGUGGACCUACGCUCUAACCUUCAGCUGCAUCGCCGGAUUCGUAGUUAUCGUCCUCAACCAAUUCCAGGAUCAGCUCGUCUUCUACCUAACGCCAUCAGACGCUAUGGAGAAAUUCGCAGAGAAUCCAACCAAAAACAAAUUCAGACUCGGUGGUUUGGUUCUUGAAGGUAGCGUUGCGCAGCCGGCGGCGUCACAGGAGAUGGAGUUUGUGAUCACCGAUCUGAUCACUGAUAUUUUGGUUAGAUACAAAGGAUCUUUGCCGGAUCUGUUUAGGGAAGGUCACUCAGUUGUGGUUGAAGGAUUCAUUAAGCCGUAUACGGAUGAAGUGAGGAAGGAAGUUUCUACAAAACCUGUUUCGCAGAAAGCUAGGAAUCUCGAUUGUUUCUUCUCGGCGACGGAAGUUUUGGCUAAGCAUGAUGAGAAGUAUAUGCCACAGGAAGUUGCGGCGGCGAUUGAGAAGAAUAAGAAGAUUAUUGAAGCGGCCGCGGUGGCGACUGAACAAGCUGCUGAAGUAGUGGCUUCUUAGUUUGUCUUUCAGUGCAUAGCAAGUAUGGAACGAGUGGUAUAUGAUUCAGUCAUCAAAAACUGACUAUCAAGUAGGGAACGAGAUAUUUGUCGCUACCAUGUUCGAUUGCUAUGGACAAAUCACCAUUACUCUACUUGCUGCUCUGUUUCUACUUAACUAAAUUCUGAUUGAGGCCAUACUCCUCUUCGAUAGUUUUUGUUUUUUUUGUUCAAUCAAGAAAAUUCUAGGCCUAUAAAUUCCUUUUGGUUGGGGA